AUGGAGAAAUAUUUGAGAGAAAAUUUUGAGGUGGAUCCAAAGAGACCUUCAGAAGAAGCCUUAAGGAGAUGGAGAUCAUCUGUUUGGCUUGUCAAAAAUCCCCGGCGCCGGUUUCGUAUGGUCGCCGAUCUAGCUAAGCGCCAAGAAUCCGCUCGUAAACGCGUUAAAAUUCAGGAAAAAAUACGAGUUGCUUUGUACGUACAAAAAGCCGCCUUACAUUUCAUUGACGCGGCUAAGAAAGAUGAAUACAUAGUGCCAGAAGAUGCAAAACAAGCUGGAUUUACCAUUCAUGCAGACGAGCUAGCAUCCAUUGUACGUGGUCACAAUUUACGUGACCUCAAAGCUCAUGGCGGACUAGAGGGAAUCGCGAGCAAGAUUUCUGCAUCCCUUAAAGAUGGUGUCAACUCGAAUUUAAUUAAGCAACGACAAGACAUCUUUGGGUUUAAUCAGUUUGCUGAGAAACCUUCUAAAAGUUUUUGGAACUUUGUUUGGGAUGCGUUGCAAGACUUGACCUUAAUUAUUCUAAUGGUAUGUGCUGUUGUUUCUGUAGGAGUGGGUUUAGCAACUGAAGGUUGGCCAAAAGGAAUGUAUGAUGGGUCAGGAAUAAUACUUAGUAUCAUGUUAGUAGUCAUGGUAACAGCAAUUAGUGAUUAUAAGCAAUCUUUGCAAUUUAAAGACUUGGAUAAAGAAAAGAAAAACAUCAUGGUACAUGCUACAAGAGAUGGAAAAAGGCAGCAAAUUUCGAUUUAUGAAUUGGUAGUUGGAGAUGUUGUCAACUUAUCUGUAGGGGAUCAAGUUCCUGCAGAUGGGCUUUUCAUGUCGGGCUAUAACUUAUCGAUUGAUGAGUCGAGCUUAUCAGGUGAGAGUGAACCUGUUCAAGUAACAAAAGAUAAACCAUUUCUUCUCUCGGGUACUAAAGUACAAGAUGGUUCAGCUAAAAUGCUUGUGACGGCUGUUGGUAUGAGGACUGAGUGGGGAUCUCUGAUGGCUACACUUAAUGAGGGAGAUGAAGAAGAGACACCCUUGCAAGUUAAGUUAAAUGGGGUAGCAACUAUUAUUGGAAAGAUCGGGUUGGUCUUUGCAGUAGUGACAUUUUUGGUUUUGGUAGGUCGGUUCAUGGUGCAGAAAAUGGUUUACCAUGAGAUGAGGAAUUGGACUUCAAUGGAUGCUUUGAAGCUGUUAAACUACUUUGCAACUGCUGUUACCAUAAUUGUAGUUGCAGUUCCUGAAGGACUGCCAUUAGCUGUGACUUUAAGUCUUGCAUUUGCGAUGAAGAAACUGAUGCAUGACAGGGCGCUUGUCAGACAUCUCUCAGCAUGUGAAACAAUGGGUUCUGCAAGCUGUAUUUGUACUGAUAAAACAGGGACUUUGACGACAAAUCAUAUGGUGGUUAAUAAAGUAUGGGUACAUGGAAAAGUAAAGGAUAUUUCAAGCACAAGUAGCGAGAAAGAUGAUGAUGUAAAAUCAUGGAUAUGUAAUAGUGUAUUGGAUUUACUCUUACAUGCCAUAUUCCUCAACACAGGAUCCGAAGUGGUUAAAGGAGAGGCCGAGGGGAAGCCAAAGAUAUUAGGCACUCCCACUGAAAGAGCGAUCCUUGAAUUUGGCUUGCUUCUAGGAGGCGAUUUUGAUACUAUACAAAAUGAAUCGAAGAUAAUCAAGGUUGAGCCUUUUAAUUCUACAAGGAAAAAGAUGUCGGUUCUUGUUGCUCUCCCUUCAGGUGGUGUUCGAGCCUUUAGCAAAGGUGCAUCAGAAAUUAUACUUCAGAUGUGUGAUCAGGUUUUGGAUCCUAAUGGGAGGCCGGUAAAACUAUCUGGAGAUUUGAGACUAAGGAUUACCGAGGUUGUAGACAAGUUUUCUUCGGAAGCAUUGAGAACACUAUGCAUAGCUUACAAAGAUAUCGGAGAGAAAGCUAGUGCUGAUAGCAACAUUCCUGAAGACAACCUUACAUUGAUUGCAAUUGUUGGGAUAAAGGAUCCUGUACGUCCUGGGGUUAAGGAAGCUGUAGAAACUUGUUUAGCUGCUGGGAUCACUGUGAGGAUGGUUACUGGGGAUAAUAUUAACACGGCUAAAGCCAUUGCUAGAGAAUGUGGGAUCUUGACUAGUGAUGGAUUGGCAAUCGAAGGGCCUGAGUUUCGCAAUAAAAGCCCUAAGGAAAUGCAAGACAUUAUACCAAAUUUGCAGGUGAUGGCUCGUUCAAUGCCAUUGGACAAGCACACACUAGUGACCCAAUUGAGGCAACAUUUCAGAGAAAUUGUUGCAGUAACCGGGGAUGGGACUAAUGAUGCUCCAGCUUUGCAUGAAGCAGACAUUGGACUUGCUAUGGGAAUUGCAGGAACUGAGGUUGCAAAAGAAAAUGCUGAUGUUGUCAUCAUGGACGAUAAUUUCACAACCAUACUAAAUGUUACUCGCUGGGGUCGAUCUGUCUAUGUAAAUAUUCAGAAGUUUGUGCAGUUCCAGCUAACAGUAAACAUAGUUGCUCUGGUGAUCAACUUUGUCUCUGCUUGCAUUUCAGGUUCAGCUCCUCUUACAGCGGUUCAGUUGCUUUGGGUGAACAUGAUUAUGGACACCUUAGGAGCCUUAGCACUAGCCACUGAACCACCUAAUGAUGAACUAAUGAAGCGGCCACCUGUUGGCAGAGACGCCCAUUUUAUAACCAACACUAUGUGGAGAAACAUCAUCGGUCACAGCAUCUACCAAUUGGUAGCUCUUGGAGUUCUCCAAUUCGACGGAAAACACCUCCUCAAUCUCACAGGGCCUGAUGCCACUAAAACGCUCAACACCUUCAUAUUCAAUACCUUUGUGUUCUGUCAGGUAUUCAAUGAAAUCAAUAGCAGAGACAUGGAGAAGAUAAAUGUGAUUAAAGGAAUUUUGGGAAACUGGGUGUUCUUGGCAAUCUUAUCCUCCACAGUAAUGUUCCAGGUGAUCAUUGUGGAGUUUCUAGGCACGUUUGCCGAUACAGUUCCGCUAAACUUGAGGUUGUGGCUGCUAAGUAUCGGCAUUGGAGCAGUAAGUUUGCUAAUAGCAGUGUUGUUGAAAGGUAUCCCAGUUGACAACCUUAGGUCACCAGCUAAAACCCAUGAUGGUUAUGAAGAACUGCCUAGUGGUCCUGAACUGGCCUAAACUUGUACUGACAUUGGUUCAUCAACUGCAACAUUUUUUUUUUUUUCUCUUUGUUUGUUGUUGUUGUUGUUGGAAAGAUCCCUUCCCUUUCUAUAAGGGAUUUUCUUUUGUAAUUAGGUAGUUAAAAGAAUUGCUUUAUUUUUUGUAGUUAGUCCUUCCUAUUUUAAAAUCUACAUUACUUCUAAUAAUAUAAAUGUAGACAUGUAGUUAUGUUCAA
This is a messenger RNA of Beta vulgaris subsp. vulgaris (sugar beet), 3337 nucleotides long. RefSeq names its product putative calcium-transporting ATPase 11, plasma membrane-type. The record is from RefSeq and is a predicted model, not a curated record. Gene Ontology annotation, biological process: calcium ion transmembrane transport. Gene Ontology annotation, cellular component: intracellular membrane-bounded organelle; membrane. Gene Ontology annotation, molecular function: calmodulin binding; ATP binding; P-type calcium transporter activity. Lineage: Eukaryota; Viridiplantae; Streptophyta; Magnoliopsida; Caryophyllales; Amaranthaceae. The transcript has 7 exons. Bases 1 to 3120 code for a protein of 1039 amino acids.